UUCCGGAUAAAAAAAUUGUUACUUAUAAGGAAGAUGAUCGAGUUCAAGGUAUCUGCACCGGGCAAAGUGAUCUUAUACGGAGAACACGCGGUGGUGUAUGGAAAAACUGCUGUGGCGGCCAGUUUAAACUUACGUACUACUGUUAAAUUUGCUGAACUGCCUAAAUUAGAUUCAGGAGAUAUUAUUAAAUUAGAGUUCCCUAAUGUCAAGUUAUCUUUGAAUCUUCCUUUAAACAUAUUUCUGGACUACUUCUUUAGCGAUAAUUUCAAUUACCCAUCAGUCAAGGAUAAUAAUCAAUUAUAUGCUUACGUGAACAAAUUUCUCAAUGCGAUAGAAAAUGUAAUAGACAAGGAUAACAAUGAUAGUUUUAUUAAACAGCAGAUGUUGAGCUUACAAGCGUUCUUUUACUUGCUUGUUUAUAUUGCCUACGAAGAACACAUUGAUAUAAAAGAAACUUCCUUCCACGUGCACUUGUCCACGGAACUAAAUAUUGGUAGUGGUCUAGGCAGUUCAGCAUCCUUCGCGGUAAGCCUCGCAGCAUGUUUUCUACAUUGGUCGCUCCUGCGGAAGGGCGGUCAUGAUACAUUCAAUUAUAACGAGCUUGAUAAAAUCUCGAGGUACGCUCUAAACUGUGAGCGAAUUAUGCACGAGUCUCCAUCUGGAAUCGACAAUAACGUGUGCACGUAUGGUUCGGUAAUAAAAUUUAAAGAGAAAAAACUAACAGACAUGUUGCCACAUGUAUCAAAUCUGAAGAUCCUGCUGGUCAACACGAAUGUUACUCGGAGUACAAAAGAACAAGUGAAAAAAUUAGUGGAGUUGAAGGAUUCGUAUCCUACAAUCGUUGUACCUAUCCUGGAUAGUAUCGACGCUCUAUCGAACGAUGCUUGGGAAACGCUCAAAGAAAUAAGCAACAAGGCCGAAAACUGUACAAAAAUUAUGGAACAAGAAUGGUACAAAAUAUUAUCGAAUCUUAUUCACAUAAACCAAGGAUUACUAAACGCAUUAGGCGUGUCACAUCCAAGGCUAGAAAUGAUUUGUGCAAUGGCAAAGAUGCAUUCAUAUGCAGCGAAGCUCACAGGCGCUGGUGGAGGUGGGUAUGCCUACAUUUUGCUGCCGCCGGACAUUGAAACCGAAUCCAUCAACUCUCUCUCAAAAGAGUUAGAAGAAAAGGAUUUCUAUGCCACAACAACCAGUUUAGGUGGCAGCGGAGUGAAAAUUGAACAUUAAUUAAAAAUAAAUUAAAAUGAAUGGCAUCUAUUAACUAAAUGUAAUGAUAAAAUAACUUAAUUGACGUUCUUGGUGGAAGAACGGGGAAAAGUUACAUACAUAUUUAUAUUACAAAUUUAUAUAAUAUUCUAUAUACUUAACAGAGAUAAUAAAGCAUGUAUUUGUGUAAAUAAAUACAUGGAUUAUCAGAUAAAAAAUAGAAAAAUA
This is a messenger RNA of Monomorium pharaonis (pharaoh ant), 1434 nucleotides long. RefSeq names its product mevalonate kinase. The transcript is spliced from 2 exons. The record is from RefSeq and is a predicted model, not a curated record. Gene Ontology annotation, biological process: isoprenoid biosynthetic process; cholesterol biosynthetic process. Gene Ontology annotation, molecular function: mevalonate kinase activity; ATP binding. The coding region runs from base 34 to 1227 and encodes 397 amino acids. NCBI's taxonomy places the organism in Eukaryota, Metazoa, Arthropoda, Insecta, Hymenoptera, Formicidae. Gene Ontology annotation, cellular component: cytoplasm.